This is a messenger RNA of Fomitiporia mediterranea MF3/22, 4107 nucleotides long. RefSeq lists its product as uncharacterized. The coding region runs from base 1 to 4107 and encodes 1368 amino acids. NCBI's taxonomy places the organism in Eukaryota, Fungi, Basidiomycota, Agaricomycetes, Hymenochaetales, Hymenochaetaceae. The transcript has 10 exons. The record is from RefSeq and is a predicted model, not a curated record. Gene Ontology annotation, molecular function: structural constituent of nuclear pore. Gene Ontology annotation, cellular component: nuclear pore.
AUGGAUAAUUUUAUCCUACCUGCUGUGCACCUUUCAUCUGUGUUUGCUUCGUCCGAGCAUGUUCCAACCCAUGCCGUACAGACGGAGCAGCGCGAUGUCCCCCUUGCGAUGGGGCGCUCGGAUAUGCCAGACGACCAUGCAUCUAUUUCAUCUCUUUUUCAUUCCGCCGAGACCGGUCAUGUUCUGAUACGCGUCGUUCAAGGCGGCCUUGCUGUAGAGUUGGUGUCGCUUUCAUACGAUGUCGCUCCAAUCCGCUUCGUUUUCCCUGCCGCGGCUGUUCCCAAUCCAGCUCUCACUAUAUUCAACGGUCGUGUUUAUCUCAUCGUUGUUACUGUCCUUGGGAUCCUGUUUAGAAUCAACUUACCGUGCUCAGCCGACGGUCAACUUUGGCAUGGGCCACUGUCCAACAAGUGGUGCAAAGAAUGGCAGAUCAAGAAACUCAGCGGAGCUGAGGCCAAGCUAGUACAUGUCCAUGAUGCGCACGAUAUCGCCAUUUCCUUAUCCACAGGAGGAUAUUUACGACUCGAGAAUAAAAUCAUCAAUGGCCGUGAAAAUAACCAGUGGACUGAAACUGAGUGGAGAUCCUCAAGCUGGUACUCCGCACUGUUUCCUGCCAUCGCAGCGGGCCAUGAUAGCCCUGGAGCGAUUGUCUCUAUGGCGUCUGCGCCAUCGCCUACGGAUAUAUCGGAUUUGUUUUCAGUCUCACGCGAUCGUAUAUUACGACGAUGGACAGUAGCAAAGGGUUGCCGAACUGAAAUCGCCCUAGAUGCACCUAAGAGUGGAAGCGAAGCCCCAACCUCUCUUCUUGAUAUGCACCCUCAAAAGCUCCUACAAGUUAUCAGGGCAACAGUGGACACUCGUGGAGACCUUGAAGACGAGGAAUCCCUAAAUGUGCUGGUUUUCUUACCCAACCCAGCCUCCCAUACGUCCUGUGGAUCCUUCCGGAUUUACAACACUGACCACUACCAAUGGAGGCUACUCUCUUCCUUUGAAUCCUCCCCCGAAAGUGCAUAUUGCAAACUGCAGGACUUUCGCAUAAGCGGCAACACGCUAUACGUACUAUGGGAAAAACAGGGAGAGUCAUUGCUCGAAAUGACCUAUGUCAAUUUAGAGAACCUGUCUCAGAGGCCGCACUCCAUCGUGCAGACCGUCGCUUGGAGCAGAGCAAGGCUUGAUCAGUACAGCAAGCUCAAUCAGGAUGCCAUGAAUGAAUUGCUUCUACAACCUGGUUCUCUUACAAAUAAAUUUUUGCAGUCGAUCUUGCGUCCUGGUCUAUUCUCAGUUGUGACAUUGCGGGCUGCCCUGAAGGAGUACAAAGAACAUUAUCUUUCUUUACCCGGCCCGCACCCAACACCACUAUUGGCCGAAUAUACCUCGCUCGGAGAAAGCAUCGCUGCUGUUGUCGGCUGCACCGUGGCGUUGUCUCGCGACCCUCAAACGGGCGCAACUUUACAUAACCAAUACUGGAACGCAUUGCGGCGUGAUUGGGAGGGCUUUGUGGCGCGCUGUACGGAGAUUGAACGUAGUGCUCGUUGGCCUGUUUGCUUAGGUUUGGACGUAAAUGGGCAGGUGCUGGUAGUGGAACGCGAGCGCAUUAGUCAAUGUGUCGAGGAAGAUACGUCCAUGCGCGUACAUCGACAAGUUUCUUCGGCGGCAAAUACCGACACUUAUCAUCUGCUCGAGACUUGCUGGGGAUUAAGGACGAAAUUGCCAGAGCCUCUUGUCCGACAAAUAGAGAGAGAAACUGGGGAUAUUCUUCAUCAAGAAGUUGCCUUUCCCCUUGCCGAUGUCCUUAUCAAAGCUGCCAACAAAGUCUUUUAUAAGGACGAUUUAGACGAAGAUAUCGAAGUAUGGGUGCAUGAGCGAGUAUCCUCUCUCGAAGACUUCGAAACCGCUCUGCGCGAUGUUCUGGAAGUCAUUGCCGGCCUGGAUAAAGCGGUGAAGCAGGAAGAAGACGAGGUCGAGCUCAUUAUUCCACCGGCAAUAGUCGAUUGGACAAGGGCACUGGCUACAUCAUACAUCACGGAAACGAUCGAAAUUCGAUACGAUCUAUGCCUUGCACUUGCUGCUCUGCUUUUCUUCAUUAGUGAUGACCUUAAACAGAAAGACCCGGCUCUUAUUGCCGAAGUUUUCGCCAUAAUACGGGGUGUCGCCAUGUGUCGUUACUUAUGCAGACAGCCUGCUGGGGAUUCAAUGGGAGCCCGGCCUAUGGCGCAGGAAUCCAGCACAACGGACGACGUUGUCACUCGCCUGAGCAGCAUGCAUGUCUCGAGGGAGACAAAGGCACCUCCAACUUAUUCGUUGACCCACCAGUUACUCAUAGAAUACGGCCAUCCGCCGAUACUACCGGCAGCCGCUCAUCAUUUCCUUAACCAGCUCGGGCUUCUCAACAGCAUAUCACCGGCUCAUGUAACUAGGAACGAAGUCUUGAUAUGUGAAAAGCUUCGUCAUAUGGGUUAUUAUGAAAGCUCAAGGUAUCUUCUUACAUGGCUUCCUCGAAGUCCUGCCGUGUGCUAUGUCUUUGGCCGUUUGUGGAUUGACGUAGGUAGGGAGGACGAAGCUGUCGCUCUUUUACAGGGUGUUUCAGGUAGCUUUGUUACGGGUAAUGUCCUACUAUCAGAUGAUCUACAGACACUCGAUGCCGUCUUUCCGAACGGUUGCUGCCGUUCUGACUGUGAAUAUUACUUGCAUAUUGCGGAGCUUUUUAAAAAAGCUUCCAUGACUGCGCAAGAACUUCAUUUUCUUCGGUUAGCUCUGUCGGUAUGGCCAGAAGGAGCGGAGCUGGAUGAAAUUUCUUUGAACACGUGGGCGGCAAUCAUCAAAGGUUAUUCAGACUUAGGCCUUUAUGAAGAUGCAUACUGCUAUCUCAUUUCCUCUCCCCAUCACGAUCAGAGGCAUCAAUAUGUUUCUAACCUUGUUUACAAAAUGUGCGAAAACGAUGCGCUUAAUCGCCUUCUUUCAAUGAAUUUCCGCGGACUUGUGCAAGAAGUCGAGUCGGCUCUUUCGUUCAAAGCACGCAACGCGGAUCCUCGAAGUCUUCCGAACUGGUCUCAGAUUCUUUAUACCUGGUAUACAGUACGAGGGGACUACCGUAAUGCGGCUUUGACAAUGUACAUUCGCUAUCGAAAUCUAUCCGAGCUUCCGGUCGAUUCGACAAUGCCCUUGGCACUUUUGGAGCAACAAGCAGAAACAUUGAGCGUCGCAAUGAACGCCCUUGGGCUUGUAGAAACCAAGAAUGCGUUCAUUGUCGUUCCUACCCAUGAGUCUAGCCUGCCGCCACGCAAGCGUCGAAAAAUCGGAAGUUAUCUUCCUAAAGAGCAGUUGUCUGCGAGUCAGCGAAAUGUUGACAUUGUUAGGCUUCCGGACAUCGAACGAGAGUACGCCCACCUCACAGCUAACUUGGAAUUGAUACGCCGAGACCCGACGCUUGUACGUCACGGAGAGCCACAUCUUACACCAUGGCUCACUGUUUCAAAGUUGACUCAAGCGGGACUAUUUGACUUGGCAAUGCAUACCGCAAAGACAUUGUCUAUUGACAUGUCAGAAGUGUUCCAGCGAUUAUCAUUGCAGUGUCUACAUUUAUCAGCGUCUUUGGACACAGACAUGGCGGAAUUCGUGCCGUCAGACUGGCUUCUAACAGAUAAGGUCUCAUCAUGGCCAGGAUCGCCUGCUGAUCGGGGAUGGAGAUAUCUUCGUCAAUGCUUAGAACGAUAUGAUUCGGCUGAGACCGAUUAUAGCUACAGCAAAGCUGUAUUAGAAACGGUGCUAGCGAAUGACUCGUCUUCGCCACCAUCGUGGUUGCUACAGAUCAUCGAGGAACAUCACCCCGAGCAUCUUAUCAGGACAUACUUGCGCUUCGGAGACAUCGAAGAGGCGCUUGAACAAACCUUGAAAUUGAUUCGAAAGGCCACUAAAGCAUUGGAUAACUCGACUCCCAAACAUUCAUCCUGUACAUGGCUUCCAUAUAUGGUUGUUGAUGCUGUCUUGAAAUCGAGCGAAGAGAACGUGUCGGCCAAGGCUCAGACACUCCGUCAGUCCGUGCAGUCCGAGCUGUCAAAUCGCGAUUCUCGUUUACAAAAACAGACUGCUGCUAUUCCUGCUCACUGA